AUGGAUGGGUGCUUCUUAAAGGGCCCUUACGGUGGACAGCUUUUGACAGCCGUCGGCAUGGAUGCGAAUAAUAAAAUGUAUCCUUUGGCAAUAGCAGUGGUAGGAGUGGAAAAUUAUGAUAACUGGAGUUGGUUUUUGGGAUUACUUGUCCAGGACUUGAGAAUUUCAAAUUCAAAGAAUUGGUGCAUAAUGACUGAUAAACAAAAGGGAUUGGUCCAAGCAGUUAGAGACAAACUCCCGGAGGCUGAACAUAGGUGUUGUGCUCAACAUUUGUACUCCAACUUCAAACUCAGUCAUAGGGGCUUGGCACUAAAAGAUAGGUUGUGGAGAUGUGCAAGGGCAUCAUAUGUGAACCAGUUCAAACGUGAAAUGGAGUUGCUUAGGCAACAAUCUGAACUUGCACAUCAAUGGCUGGCUGACAAAGACCCUAAAACAUGGUCAAGAUCUCAUUUUAGGGUUGGUUUGGACUGUGACAUUCUGGUUAACAACAUGUGUGAGUCCUUCAAUGCUGUGCUAUUAAAAGCUAGAUCACUGCCCAUAAUAGGCAUGUUGCAGACCAUUUACCUGUAUUUAUUGAGGAGAAUGGAGAUAAAUAGGGAGGCAAUGGCUAAACAUGAAGGUCUCCUUUGUCCGAGAAUUUUUGAGAUACUUGAGAAAGCAAAAAAGGAUCAAUGCAUGUGUAUUGCCUCUUAUGCGGGGACAAACAGGUACCAAGUAUCUUGUCCCUUUGGUGAGCAAUUUGUUGUUGAUAUGGCUGGCAAAACUUGUAGCUGUCGCAAGUGGCAACUGAGAGGAAUUCCUUGUGGUCAUGCUGUUGCAUGCAUUAAUAGAAGGCAUGAGCAACCUGAGCAACAUGUAUCUCACACAUAUUUGAAGACUACUUAUGUGGCAAGUUAUGAUCCCGUACUAAAUCCUAUCAAUGGCCCAAAUUUGUGGGAGCACAUUAAUUUACAACCAAUGAAGCCUCCAAACUUUGGAAGAUCACCUGGUAGACCCAAGAAAAUGAGAAAAAAGGGUCCAGGUGAAGAGGCAAGAACUUCUAAAUCAUGUGUCAAUCCAAAUAAACCUCACAAAGUGAGCAAGGUUGGCACUAAGAUGAGCUGCAGUUUGUGCAAGAAGUAUGGCCACAAUAAGAGAAGCUGCCCAACUAAUAAGAAAUCUGCCAAUGAAACAGGUGCUGCCUAG
Coffea eugenioides is the source of this 1185-nucleotide messenger RNA. RefSeq lists its product as uncharacterized. Lineage: Eukaryota; Viridiplantae; Streptophyta; Magnoliopsida; Gentianales; Rubiaceae. The record is from RefSeq and is a predicted model, not a curated record. The transcript has 3 exons. Gene Ontology annotation, molecular function: zinc ion binding; nucleic acid binding. Bases 1 to 1185 code for a protein of 394 amino acids.